Prunus avium (sweet cherry) is the source of this 940-nucleotide messenger RNA. Lineage: Eukaryota; Viridiplantae; Streptophyta; Magnoliopsida; Rosales; Rosaceae. The record is from RefSeq and is a predicted model, not a curated record.
AUGAAAGUGAUCCAAUCUUCGAGACACGGCCUGCCACCGCCUGAUGCCAAUGCCACCCAAGACAUACCAUCCUUAUGUGAAUCCACUAGGAAACACAGCUUGCCUUACUUCAGAGACCUUUUGUCUAAGCUGAACUCUUCAACUGGUUGCCCUCCUGUAAGUUGUAUAGUUUCUGAUGGUGUCAUGAGCUUCACUCUUGAUGCAGCCCACGAACUCGGCAUCCCAGAAGUGCUUUUCUGGACAACAAUUGCUUGCGGCUUCUUGGCCUAUGUACACUACCACCGCCUCAUUGAAAAGGGUCUCACUCCUCUCAAAGAUGCCAGUUAUUUGACAAACGGCUAUUUGGAGACGCAGAUAGAUUGGAUACCAGGCAUGAGAGGCAUCCGACUAAAGGACAUCCCCAGCUUCAUUAGAACCACAGACCAAGAUGAUCUCAUGCUGGAUUUUCUGGUGCAUGAAACAGAGCGAACUCGAAAAGCUUCUGCUGUCGUCUUGAACACCUUCCAUGACUUGGAACAUGAAGCUUUAGAUGCACUUUCAACUUUGCUACCGCCUAUUUACUCCAUUGGACCCCUACAUCUACAGAUUAACCAGAUCCCGUCAGAUAGCGAGUUGAAGGACAUAAGAUCAAACCUAUGGACAGAGGAACCAGAGUGUCUAGAAUGGCUUGACUCUAAAGAACCUAACUCUGUGGUUUAUGUCAACUUCGGAAGCAUCACAGUGAUGACAGCAGAGCAGCUAAUUGAGUUUGCUUGGGGACUUGCAAACAGCAAUCAGACCUUUUUUUGGGUGAUUAGGUCUGAUCUUGUUGGUGGGGAUUCAGCUGUGGUUCCACCAGAGUUUGUGGAAGAGACCAAAGAAAGGAGCCUAUUGGCAAAUUGGUACCCUCAAGAACAAGUCCUGAGCCAUCCGGCUGUAGGAGGGUUCUUGACUCACAGUG